This is a messenger RNA of Megalops cyprinoides (Indo-Pacific tarpon), 5514 nucleotides long. RefSeq names its product liprin-alpha-1-like. The coding region runs from base 973 to 4677 and encodes 1234 amino acids. The transcript is spliced from 32 exons. NCBI's taxonomy places the organism in Eukaryota, Metazoa, Chordata, Actinopteri, Elopiformes, Megalopidae. Gene Ontology annotation, molecular function: protein binding. Gene Ontology annotation, biological process: synapse organization. Gene Ontology annotation, cellular component: presynaptic active zone. The record is from RefSeq and is a predicted model, not a curated record.
CGGGCUCGCAGAAGCUGAGGCUGCUGCGUUGGGUGUUAAGGAGUAGUGAGCCAAACUACCAUGAACCGGGACUGAAAACUUCACAUACGGAUGGAAACUGGAUUUAUUUGGCCCAAAGCAACACAGUAUCCAAAUGAUUUAGGACAACCACAUUUUUAAAUCAGUAAAUUUUUCACUUCGCCUUGGAUUAUCGUUGGGCUUCUCUUGGGACGGAGUCUGUCUUUUCUUCUGCUGCUUGACUGGUGUGGUGACGCGGCUGAACUAGCUAGUUAGCUAACGCUAGAUCCUCAACAACGAAUAAGUUUAUGGCUAGCUAUGUAGUUAGAGGAAAUACGGUAUAGUAGUUAAUUUUUAUUUAUUUGCGAGGGAAUGAUCAUUUCACCGUAAAAGUGGUUUAUAAAUGUCUUACAUACUUAAUGUUACCAGGUGUCCGACAUGAAUAUCAAACGUUUCAGAACCAAGCUAGCUAGCUACAGAGCUAGCUAGCUAAGUAUUUAAUAUAGGGCUUUCCUUAGCUACCAUUACCCAGCAGCUAAAGAUAUUGUGGGUUAUUUAGUUGGUACUAGCUACCGACCUACCUUUAUUGAUCAUGACUGUUUGCUGCAGUAUAACUAAUCGCAUGAGCUAGCAGACAAACGUUAAUUACAUUUGGUUAUAGUAGUUAGCUGUAUGUUUAUGUAGCUAGCUAGACUGGAUAGCGAGCAGAGAAGGCAGCGAAGAACAGUGUCCGAAAAUUGUCCUCCUGCGCGCCGUGUUGCGGCCUUGGGAUUGUUUUUCCAACUUUUGGAUACAUUUGAUUAAUUUUUAUUAAGCACUGGAUUGAUGGCUCGGAAUAUACACCGCUGUCAUACACUUUGACAUAAAGAUCAAAGUUGAUAAAUUGGAUAAAAGGGUUCAAUUGAAGAUCACGUUAACUAACUAGAAAAAGGAACAAAGUGGACCUGACGAAGAGGUUCUGUCUCUACUGGCAAGAUGAUGUGCGAGGUGAUGCCGACGAUCAGCGAGGCGGAGAUCCCAUCUGGGGGCAAUGGGCAGCGGGGCUCGGGCUCCCCGCUGCAGUCGGACUCAGAUGGCCACUUUGAGUCACUGAUGGUGUCCAUGCUGGAGGAGCGUGACCGCCUGUUGGAUACACUGAGAGAGACACAGGAGAACCUGGGCUUGACACAGAGCAAGCUCCACGAAGUCAGCCACGAGCGAGACUCCCUGCAGAGACAGCUCAACACUGCCUUGCCCCAGGAGUUUGCAGCUCUUACUAAAGAAGUCAACUUAUGCAGAGAGCAGCUGCUGGAGCGAGAGGAGGAGAUCGCCGAGCUGAAGGCAGAGAGGAACAACACAAGGCUGCUCUUGGAGCACUUGGAGUGUCUGGUCUCCAGGCAUGAACGCUCGCUGCGCAUGACAGUGGUGAAGAGGCAGGCACAGUCUCCAGCCGGUGUGUCUAGUGAGGUGGAAGUCCUCAAAGCACUCAAGUCUUUAUUUGAGCACCACAAAGCCCUGGAUGAAAAGGUGAGAGAGAGACUGCGGGUUGCCCUGGAACGGUGCAGUGCACUGGAGGAGCAGCUCACGUCUUCUCAUAAAGAGCUGACAUUUUUGAGAGAGCAAAACAACCAAAAAAAGGUACCUGUUGAUGGAACAGUUGAAAUCAACCACAACUCUGAAAAUGCACCAAGUACUAAUGGCAAGCGGUUGUCGGAUGGGUCUCUGAGCCAUGAGGAGGACGUAACAAAAGUGCUAGAGCUACAGGAGGUCAUAGACCACCAGAACAAGGACCUAGGUCAGAUGAAAGAGCGCCUGGGCACGCUGUCCAGUCGUGUGGCAGAGCUGGAGGAGGACCUGGACACCGCACGCAAGGACCUUAUCAAGUCCGAGGACAUGAACACCCGCCUCCAGAGGGACCUCCGGGAGUCCAUGGCCCAGAAAGAUGACAUGGAGGAGAGGAUCACCACCCUUGAAAAACGUUAUCUUGCCGCACAGCGUGAAGCCACGUCUGUACAUGAUCUCAACGACAAACUUGAAAAUGAAAUUGCCAACAAAGAGGCCAUGUUUAGACAGACUGAAGAGAAGAACCGGCAGCUGCAGGAGAGGCUGGAGAUGGCAGAGCAGAAGCUGCAGCAGACCAUGAGGAAAGCGGAGACUCUGCCCGAGGUGGAGGCCCAGCUGGCUCAGAGAGUGGCAGCGCUUACCAAGGCAGAGGAGAGGCAUGGCAACAUUGAGGAGCGACUGCGGCAGAUGGAGGCUCAGCUAGAAGAGAAGAAUCAGGAGCUGCAGAGGGUGCGGCAGCGGGAGAAGAUGAAUGAGGAGCACAACAAGCGGCUCUCAGAGACAGUAGACAAACUGCUCUCUGAGUCCAAUGAGAGGCUACAGCUCCACCUAAAGGAGAGAAUGGCUGCACUAGAGGACAAGAAUGCCCUAAUCCGAGAUCUGGAGCACACAAAGAAGCUCAUCGAAGAAGCUCACCAUGAGAAGGAACAACUUCUUAUUGAGAUUGAGACAUUGAGGGCAGAGAACGAACAGGGAAGGAGCAGAAGCAAUUCAAUGCUGCAUCAUGGGCGCUCCCAUCUGGGCAGCACCCCAGACUUCAGGUACCCAGUCUCAGCGUCCUCAGUGAUGGACAGCCACCCGGACCACUACAACAGUGCGCUGGUUCUGAGGAGGCCACAGAGAGGGCGGGUUGCCGCACUCCGAGAGGAACCCUCCAAGGUUCAGACGCUGAAUGAGCAGGAGUGGGAGCGUGUACAACAAGCCAAUGUGUUGGCUAACGUGGCACAUGCCUUUGAGAGUGACGUGGAUAUGUCAGACAUGGAAGAUGAUCGGGAGACCAUCUUCAGCUCAGUGGACCUGCUGUCGCCUGCUGGCCAGGCAGAUGCCCAGACCCUGGCCAUGAUGCUACAGGAGCAGCUGGACGCUAUCAACAAUGAGAUCAGGAUGAUCCAGGAAGAGAAGGAGAGCACAACUCAGCGGGCAGAGGAGAUUGAGAGCCGAGUGGGCAGCGGGGAUAGCCUAGGUGGGCGUUUCCUGUCCAUGAGCUCCAUCCCUCCCUUCUACGCUAGUUCCUCACCCCCCGGGUCUGGCCACUCCACCCCCCGGCGUGUACCCCGCAGCCCCAACCGAGAAGUGGACCGCAUGGGCGUCAUGACUCUGCCUAGCGAUUUACGGAAGCUUCGUAAGAAGUCUCCACAAGACGACAAAGCUACAAUAAAGUGUGAGACUUCACCUCCCACGACUCCACGUUCCAUGCGGCUCAACAAGGGCGCCGUUCAUGCAGUGAGUCACGAAGAUAUCAGGGAUAUCAGGAGCAAUGCAGCCUUCCAGGACGGCCAGGGCAGCAACCCCAGCAGCAGUAACAGCAGCCAGGACUCUCUGAACAAGGCAGCCAAAAAGAAGAGCAUCAAGUCCUCCAUUGGCAGGCUUUUCGGCAAGAAGGAGAAGGGGAGGCCUGGCCCCCCUGGCAAGGACUCUUUCAGUCAAGUGGGUACUCCUGAAGCAGAGAACUUCCCUCAGGAUGCCUUAGGACUCAGCAAACUGGGAGGCCAAGGGGAAAAGAACAGGAAGCUGCAGAAAAAGCAUGAGCUGCUGGAGGAGGCACGGCGGCAGGGUCUACCCUUUGCUCAGUGGGACGGGCCUACGGUGGUGGUCUGGCUGGAGCUGUGGGUGGGAAUGCCGGCCUGGUACGUAGCAGCCUGCCGAGCUAACGUGAAGAGCGGCGCCAUCAUGUCGGCAUUGUCGGACACGGAGAUCCAGCGGGAGAUCGGCAUCAGCAACCCGCUGCACCGGCUUAAACUGCGGCUUGCCAUCCAGGAGAUCAUGUCUCUGACCAGCCCCUCUGCCCCACCCACCUCGCGAACGUCCACUGGCAAUGUGUGGGUCACGCACGAAGAGAUGGAGAGUCUCGCUGCCACGCCUCAAAUGGAGGAUGAGGAGGGCAGCUGGGCCCAGACACUGGCGUAUGGAGACAUGAACCAUGAGUGGAUCGGUAAUGAAUGGCUGCCCAGUCUUGGCCUGCCUCAGUACCGCAGCUACUUCAUGGAGUGCCUGGUGGAUGCCCGCAUGCUGGACCACCUCACCAAGAAGGAUCUGCGUGGUCAGCUCAAAAUGGUCGAUAGCUUUCACAGAAAUAGUUUCCAGUGUGGUGUGAUGUGUUUACGACGUCUGAAUUACGACAGAAAAGAGCUGGAGCGAAGGCGAGAGGAAUCCCAGAUGGAAGUCAAAGAUGUAAUGGUGUGGAGCAAUGAGCGGGUCAUAAACUGGGUGCAGUCCAUUGGACUGAAGGACUAUGCAAACAGCCUGCUGGAGAGUGGGGUUCAUGGUGGCCUACUUGCCUUAGAUGAAAGCUUUGACCACAAUGCACUGGCCUUGCUCUUGCAAAUCCCUACCCAGAACACACAGGCAAGAGCCAUUCUGGAGCAGGAGUACAACUGUCUUCUAUCACUAGGAACAGAAAGGAGACUAGAGGAGGAUGAUGACAAAAAUCUCAGGAGGGCCCCCUCUUGGAGGAAGAAGUUUCGACCCAAAGAUGUGAGGGGGAUGUCACCAGGGUCCGCCGAAACACUUCCAGCCAACUUCAGGGUCACAAACAAUAUGUCUUCGCCAUGUAUGCAGCCAAAGAACAUGCAAAUGGACGGAAGUGUAUCUGGGACUCAAAGAUUGGACUCUGCUACAGUAAGGACUUACUCCUGUUAACCCUUCCCUGUUUACCCCGACUAUUUCUAUACGUGAUAUAUGCAACUUAAAUCCAGGUCAAUGUCAUUUCCUGCAUAUCAGAACCAUUGAAUCCCUUUAACUGACAGUUUUUCACAUGAGCGAGCAUGUGGGGGGAGAUUGUGAGAAUGGAAAAUUAAAACAGUACCAGACGCAACUAGGCCCCCCAGAUUUGUGUCAACUUGGCACCUCUGUAAAAUUUGCUUUUCUUACUGUAAUACCAAAAGAAACCCUUGAAAAAGCCAUAAACACAGUGAGGAUGAUCAGUCCUUUCGGAUGCACUGUUGGGCUACCAGGUCCUCAAAGAGAAAAGUAUUUCUGGUGAGCAUAGACGCUGUACAGUAACUCUCCAUUCCUUGUACCCUCUUCAUUGAAAACACAUGUGGAAAGGAGCUGAUGCAAUGGCUUUCUUUGUUAGAAGGACCAAUCCCACUGUGGCCUCAUUUCAAAUGUUGAGUCAGAAGGUGGCAGAAUUUCUUCAGAAACCUUCAAAUGCAUUGCUGGAUGACUUAGUUAAAGCCUAGUCAAAGCCUUGCUUUGGUUUUAUUUAUUCAUUUUUGUCUAUGACAUUAUUUGUAUAGCAGUUACCAUUUUCUCACAUCGUGACGGCUGGAGUGUCUCUGAAAUUUAUUCAGUUGUCAUGAAACAGAUUUCUCAGUGUAUAGGUUAAUGAAUGGUAUUGAGAAAUCAGAGACACGUUUAAACUAAAGGUUGCUUUUAACCCCUGUGUACUCAAUUAUAUUACCUCUUUGAAUGUUUGAAUAAUUUGUGAUUUAGACAUUUAUGCACAAUUCAGAUUCUGUUACUGUCAUGUUCUGU